CAACAACUAAUACAGCAGCUGCAACAACAAAAGCUGCAGCAGUUGAAACAACAGAUGCAGCAACAACAGAUUAAGCAGCUAGAACAACAGCUGAAACAACAUUGGGAGCUGCAGCAGUUACAACAACAACGACUGGAGCUGCAGCAACAACAACAGAUUGAGCAGCUAGAACAAGAGCUAGAGCAGCAUCAGAUUGAACAGUUACAACAGGAGUGGAAACUAGAUUGGGAGCUGCAUCAGUUACAACAAAAACAACUGGAGUUGCGUCAACAACAACGGAUAAAGCAGCAAAAACAAGAGCUGGAGCAGCAUGAGAUUGAACAGAUACAACAGGAGUGGAAACGAGAUUGGGAGCUGCUUCGGUUACAACAACAACAACUGGAGCUGCAGCAACAACAACAGAUUAGGCUGCUAAAACAAGAGCUUCAACAACAGGAGCUGCAGCAGUUACAAUUGGAGCAAGUAAAACGGGAAUUGGCAGACCGUCAUGAUCAGGCGAUGAAGUCAAGCGCAGUGCAGCAACAGAACAGGCGAGACAACGGCCACUACCCCACAGAAAGGGCACACCGGCAAGGAGACAGCAACGUUGACAGAGACCGGGACGGUCGGAAGGACCGAAGUCGCGGCGACAGAAGAGACGAAGCAAGAGACCGUGAUGGCAAUAAUGACAGGAACCGUUCGAGGAGCGGCGACAGAAGAGACGAAGCAAGAGACCGUGAUGGUAAUAAUGACAGGGACCGUUCGAGGAGCGGCUCGCGGGAGAGGAGAGAAGACGGCCGUCGUCGUCCGUCCAGGAGCAGGAUGUGAGGCCGGCGUGUGAAGCCCGAUCCCUCGCCCCAGUCCAUGGUCGGUUCUGUGAUCUCCGAAGCUCCCUGUGCUCCCGGUGAUCUUACUCGUGGUACGGCGCUGCCCAUCAGUGUGUCAAGCAGCGCUCUGCAGCAGCAGCAGGUCUACAACAGCUCUUCCAUCAUCGUAACGUCUCCAGCCAAUCUCUCCUCAUCACUACAAUGUUGUUAUACGAACCUCUCCCCGAAUGUGGCAUCUUCAAUUCACUCUUGUCCCGUUAAUAUUCUUGAAUCAAAAUUCGUUCCUAGCAGCUCAAAACAUGUUGAGAUUACUUAGCUUGAUACAGUGUGUGUUUCCAGACACACUCCAGACACGAUACUUGUUUUUUAUCAUUUGAACGAAAUAAAUUUUAGGUACAGGUACACAUCCAUCAUUCAUAGUGUCCAGCUCUUUGUUGCGCCGCAACUGUUCUUGCUGUCCUGUUCGAUCCUGGGGCAUUUGAUCUUGGGCUGAUACGAGGCAAGGCUGUUUGAUCUUGAGCUGAUAUGAUGCCAUGCGGUUUGAUCGUGGGCUGGUUUGAAUCCGGGCGGUUUGAUCGUGGGCUGAUUUGAUGCCAGGCGCUUUGAUCGUGGGCAACGCGUUCCGAUUUGGUGAAUGCAUGCUGGCGAAUUUCUGGUGUGUUGAAUUGAUGCUGUCAGCAAUUGCUUUCGAUUUAUUGUCUACUUGUAUUGCAUUUUACUCAUACAUCUAAAUUUGAAUAUCUAAGAUUUUCCCUGCUUCAGAAAUUAAUGCUGAAAUGUGGAUGAGCAGAAUAUUGGUUUAUAAUUUGGGAUAAUAAUAGUGUGUACAUCAUAAUAACUUAUAGAUAGU
This is a messenger RNA of Hyalella azteca, 1656 nucleotides long. Its product is annotated as zinc finger protein 853. Lineage: Eukaryota; Metazoa; Arthropoda; Malacostraca; Amphipoda; Hyalellidae. Bases 55 to 807 code for a protein of 250 amino acids. The transcript is spliced from 4 exons. The record is from RefSeq and is a predicted model, not a curated record.